AUGUCCGGUAACUCCACUUCCGUCGUCGGUUCUGACGUAGCGCGGCCAAAGUACAACGGCCCGGAGACUGCUUUGGUCACUUUUUACUGGCAGUUCGCCAUUCUGCCUCUUAGACCGGUCGAGGAGACUUUCUCCUUGGACAAUCACCCAUCGCUGUGGAAGGAUCUGUCCAAGUCCGAAACCGCUGAUUCCGUCCACGACUGCAUCCGCAAGAUCGGAGAGGAGCGCAAUGGUGCUGCUAAGCUUUUACUUGCCAUCUUUUGGUCGCACGUUUCGCGACUGAAGAAUGUGGCUCCCCUCUUUUGGUCGGAAGUGCGAAAGGAGGCUUCGCAGCAACUCUCGAAGUUCCACGGUCAACCCGAACAAUACGUUGGCUUGGUCGAGAACGUUGUCUGCAAGAAUAAAGGAUUACUUGGUGGUCUUGUGUCAAAUGAGGGACAGAAGUACUUCAAGGUUGACAGAUACGGCAAUCUCACGUGGCUCUCGGACGCUCUCGGACUCGAGAUGUCGAGGAUCGUCAUUGGAGAACUUCCAAUCUUGGAGUUGACGCUCAUCUAG
Molecule: messenger RNA, 558 nt
Organism: Hyaloscypha bicolor E
Lineage: Eukaryota; Fungi; Ascomycota; Leotiomycetes; Helotiales; Hyaloscyphaceae
Exons: 1
Coding region: 1-558 (185 amino acids)
Source: RefSeq, a predicted model, not a curated record